CACAAAAGUCACUGAAAAGUAGCAAAAGUCACCUUCGUCGUAACACCAAAAGUUACUUAUUCCAACUUUCUUACUCCCCCAACACAAACCCCAUCUGGAAAAACAUUACUUCACCACCGAAUAUCCUAUUUAAUCUUUAAUCUUCCCUGCCUGAAGAAACAGUUUGCGGUUUGACUGACAGAGAUUUGUUCAUAAUAAACUUAAAUAGUCGACCACAGCACAGUCCAUAGACCACCGCGAGGAUCCAAACGGGUCUCCAAUUCACCAAAUCUUCACAGGAGGGAGUUCGACACUCUCGAGCACAUACGCCGAGCAAUGGCCCAAUUCCUUGAUCGGUAUCGCAUUAUUGAAGCCCAAAAAGAAGAGUCUGUCAAUUUUAUAAAGGAUCUCCUUGUCUACAUUGAUAAACUCGAAAACGACCUCCGCGGCGAGAACGAUCGCCUUUCGAAAGAGCUAGACGACGCGCAGCUGGACUUGGAGGAUGCCAGACGUAGUCGUAGGGAGAUGCAGCAGCAGCUGAGUGUUACAAGCGCGCAACUGGGACGAUAUAAUACCGACAAUGAAUCUCUGAAGAACCGAAAUCCCUACAUAAUUUUGUUAAUUGACGGUGAUGGUACCAUUUUCCACGAAGAAUAUAUACGACAAGGACUCGAGGGCGGUAAAAAGGCAGCCAAUGCCCUCCGAAACGCCGCCCUGGAACAAUGCCCCAAUAUAUCAGACGACGUCGAAGUUAUAGCUAAAAUCUUUGCGAAUGUUUCUGGCCUGGCUAAGGCUAUGAAGCGCGUGGGCGUACUGGAUAAUGCCGAUGAUCUGCGCGAGUUCACGUUAGGCUUUACGCAGGGCAAGGCCUCAUUUGACUUUAUUGAUGUUGGGCAUGGCAAGGAGAGGGCGGAUUCAAAGAUUAGAGAGGCCACAAGAUGGAAUAUCCGAAACCACAACUGCAAACAAAUCCUCCUCGGCGUCUCCCACGACGCCGGCUACGCCCCCUUCCUCGACGAAGUCCUACGCGACGAAUCCACCACCCGCCGCGUCUCCAUCAUCGAGGGGACCCCCAUCGUGCGCGAGCUCGCCGCCACAGGCACCCGCGUCCUAAACUUUGACCAUAUCUUCCGCAACGACAAGCUCAUCGAGCGCCAAUCCCCCUAUAGCCAAUUCCAGCAGCUGUCGCACGGCGGCCUGCCACCGGCACAGCUCCAAGCCAUAGGCAAUGGUCGCAAUCAGAGCCCUACGCCGCCGAAUACCUGGGCGGGCGUUACUAGCAUUCCCCUUACUACGCCUCCACCGAUGGUUUUCCCCGUGACUCUCAAGAAUGGCACGUCUGGCGCUGCUGCCGCUGCCGCAGCCGCUGCGGUCAACAUUGUCACGCCGCACCCUAAACUCGACGACUGGGUCCCCGGAGACCGCGGUCUAGAUCCCACCCUCACCAUCUCGGCCGUCGUGCUAGAGCGCACCAAGCGCCGCGCCGGAAACACAAAACUAUGCAAUAACCACUACCUCCGCGGCCCGUGUCCCAAGGGCGACGAAUGCGUCUUCGAGCACAAACACAAAGCCAGCGAGGAGGAGCUCAAAGCCAUCGCCUACCUUACGCGAUUGAAUCCCUGCGUGAAUGGCCAGGAUUGCGAUGUCGAGUACUGCAUUUAUGGACACCAUUGCCCCAGCGUGGGGCUGAAUCUCGCGGCGUUUAUUUAUGUGCUGAGGCAAGACACCUGGCAUGUUUGAUUGAUGGUCGGGAUAUUUGGGAAGGGGGGGACAAGGGACAAACAAAUUGAGUAUGGCUAGGGAUGGUGGACAUAUCUUGAGUUUGAUCGAAGACAGAUUUGAAGGAGACGUGGAGGAUAUUAUUCUCACAUCGAGAAGGACGGGGACCAAACUUGAUCGAUAUGUUUGUCAUCCCAACGAAUGGGAUAUUACAUUACUUCGUACUUUAAACCGCUGAGCUUAGCUAGUUCAAAACAAAUGUCAAGAGCUACAAACGCC
Molecule: messenger RNA, 1977 nt
Organism: Pseudogymnoascus verrucosus
Lineage: Eukaryota; Fungi; Ascomycota; Leotiomycetes; Thelebolales; Thelebolaceae
Exons: 6
Coding region: 316-1719 (467 amino acids)
Molecular function (GO): metal ion binding
Source: RefSeq, a predicted model, not a curated record